CUUAUCAGUUGCGUGGGAUGUGCGGAUGGGCUUGUGGGUGGCUUCAGCUACAAAGUGCCUAGGACGAGACACUUCUGUUGGCAGAGAGCUAGAGUGAGUUGCAGUUGGAAAGCCUUACCGAACGGAUGCCACACGGAACAAAAUAGCCCAAGAUCGGAACUAUACAAAAGUUAUUUUUUAUCGAGUCAUCUGUAAAAAUAACAAAUCACAAUGGCAGUCGAGGCGCGCACUGUGCUCUGGUACAUGACGUUCAUAGGAUUCAUUGUCAACUAUAUGCUGCGUAUCAAUUUGAAUAUCACAAUUGUCGACAUGAUCGCCGGCGUCAACGGGCGCACCACUUUAGCACCACCAACUAAUGCCUCCGUCAACCUGUCGACCACUAAUACAUCUGAUUUCCUGGCCUUUGUCUCACCUGUCGAGUCCACUUCGAAUGUCACCGAUCGAGAGGAGCGAUAUUCGCUGGAGCGUCAAUUUCUAGAUUGGGCAAAAAUUGACUACGAAAGACAUGGCUUCCAUUGGAACGAAAAGGAGCAGAGCAAUUUGUUGGGCUCCUUCUUUUGGGUGCAUUGGCUGCUACAGCUGCCAGGCGGUAUUCUGGCCCGUAAAUAUGGCACAAAGCUCGUUUUCGGACUGUCCAAUGGCGUUGGGGUAUUUUGUUGUUUCCUUAUACCGAUUUUCUCCUACUGGAGCUAUGGCGCUCUGCUCUGGCUGCGAGUAUUUCAGGGGCUUGUUACUGGUUUGGCUUGGCCCUCGAUGCAUGUGAUGACGGCCAAAUGGAUUCCGCCCAAUGAGCGCAGUAAAUUCGUGAGCGCCUAUUUGGGCAGCUCUGUGGGCGUGGCAAUGUUCUAUCCCAUUUUCGGUUAUGUUAUCGCUUGGACGUCCUGGGAAUGGGUUUACUACAUUUGCGGUGUAUUCGGGAUGCUGUGGUUUGUUGCCUGGCAAUUCCUGGUCUUUGACAGUCCCGCCCAGCAUCCACGUAUAGCUCAAUCGGAACGGCGCUACAUUGAGAAGUCGCUGGGCGCCUCGGUGCACAGCAGCUCGCCUGGGCCAACGCCCUGGCGGGAGAUAGCUACCUCGAGACCAGUCUGGAUGAAUGUGGUGGCUCAAUGGGGCGGCAUCUGGGGCUUGUUUACGCUGAUGACACAUGGACCAACAUACUUCCGCCUGAUCCAUCACUGGGACAUACGUGCAACGGGCUUCCUCUCGGGCAUGCCACAUCUGAUGCGCAUGAUCUUCGCUUACGUCUUUUCCAUGUUCGCCGACUACCUGCUACGCACCGAUCGACUGAGUCGCACCAAUGUACGCAAGCUGGCGACAGGAGUUUGCUGUGGCAUAAAGGGCUUGGUGGUGCUGGCUCUGGCUUUCUUUGGCUAUAAUGCAACAGCUGCCAUUGUAUUGGUAGCUGUGGCGACAAUGUUCCAUGGCGCCGUCUCCUCUGGCCCGCUUGCCUCAAUGGUGGAUCUGUCGCCCAACUAUGCGGGCAUUGUGCUCGGAGUGAGUGGCAUGAUCGGUGGCAUGCCUGGCUUCAUAUCGCCCUUCAUUGUGGGCAUAUUAACCCAGGGCAAUCAAACCAUCGAGGCCUGGAAGAAUGUGUUCAUGCUAACUGCCGCUAUGCUGAUUGGCAGCGGCGUCAUCUACGUGCUCUUCUCCGAGUCCACGCUGCAGUCCUGGAACAGUGGCUGCCACGCUCUACCCGAGGCGGGGCUUAAGGAAUUGCAUACGUUCGAGGAGAAGGUGCCCUUGCAGAGCACUGCAAUAGAUGAGGCCAAUGCAGCCAAGGAGUCAGUCAAGAGCAGCAAAUGAUAGCCAACUGCGUGUCACUUUUAUUGCCAUAAGUCCAUUUUAGUUAUAGCACUGGGCCAAAGGCAAAGCAAAGUGUUAUCAGAUUCUAUUUGCAAGCAGAUUCUGAUUAAAUUUAAACUAACUAUAAAUAACACUUAAACACACAUACAUAUGUGCGUGCAUGUGUGUAUGUGUGCGUGUAUAUGUAUAUUCAGUCUGCACACGAGCUUUCUAUAAAGCGCUGUGUGCUGAUCUUCGUCAAUAAAAUGUGGAAGCUGAAUGUAAAUAAACACAA
Messenger RNA from Drosophila hydei, 2077 nucleotides. It is a transcript of the gene NaPi-T, whose product is annotated as sialin. Gene Ontology annotation, biological process: transmembrane transport; monoatomic anion transport. The transcript has 7 exons. Gene Ontology annotation, molecular function: transmembrane transporter activity. Gene Ontology annotation, cellular component: plasma membrane. Bases 211 to 1803 code for a protein of 530 amino acids. The record is from RefSeq and is a predicted model, not a curated record. Lineage: Eukaryota; Metazoa; Arthropoda; Insecta; Diptera; Drosophilidae.